CAUUUAUGGUUCAUGAUGUCUGCAGCAGAGUUCUGUUGUGUUUCUGCUUCUUCUCUGUGGAUUUCUGCAUGUGUGUGGUUCUGGUUCUGUUCACAUGUUGAAGGUGAACCAAUCAUUGCUGCUCCUGGUGAUGAUGUCAUCCUGCCGUGCCGCCUGGACUCUCAGGAGGAUCUGCGUGGUUUCUCAGUGGAGUGGAUCAAAGUGGACAUGAAGCCUGAUCCACAGGGCCGCAUCCCUUUUGUGUAUCUGUACUGGAACGGACAGACCAUGACCAAAUUCAUGAUACCGUCGUUGAUCCUGAGAGUGUCUCUGGACCAAGACGGACUCAAACGAGGAGACGUGACGUUAAAGAUCAGGAACGUGUCGCUCCAGGAUGAGGGGAAGUACAGCUGCUUCAUUCCUGGGAAGAACUUCAGGGAGACGGUUCAGCUGGUUGUUGAGCCAAACGGAGUCAGAGCUCCAACCAUGGAAACAUCCCAGGUUGACAUCAUCUCCACUCCAGAUCCAGGAGGAGACCGGAUCUGGAUCAGUCGCUCCAGACCGGCUCUCUGGAUCCUUCUUGGACUUUUUCCCUCAGUGAUCCUCUCUGCUGUUUGUGUUUGUGUCUGUCAGAGGAAACAACCAGAAGGUCAGAAUCCUCCUCUGGUCUGAAGACAUCCCAUCUCUCCAAAGCUGCUUUGAUCGUCUUCAAGGAUGGAAGAGACUUUCUGAAGCUGCAGCCACAUGGAGACGCUACACGCCCGUCACCGCUGUGUUACCGUGGAUGGAAACUGGUCCAUGAAGACGUGAUGAUGCUCUGGUUCUGACCCGUUUCUGCCUGAUGGUUGGAACUCCUUCAUUUAUCUGGAGAACCUUCUGGAGCUGUUUCUGCGGUUCUCAACUCCUGAACUCUGAAGGUGUGCUGGAUCACCGUAAAGUCUGAAGGUCUGAGGUUUAGGACGAUGUUUGUGGAUCUCAGUGGUUUGAAGUGUUGAUCCAGGUUGAUCUGAAGUGUUGAGAGUUUGUUUCAUGUUCUCCUUCAGGAACCGACCCACAGCAGGUCUGUUCAGGUUCCUGUGGUUCUUGGUGUUCUUCUAGACAACAUCAAAGGUGUCUGUGAGCUAAAAUGUUGGAAGUUCUACCAGAACAAAGUGAAAUGAACACAGACAGACAGUUGAAACCUGAGAGUCUCAGGGUUUUUUCAAACUGAAAGUGACCUCAAGAGGUCGUGACAUAAAGGGGAGAGAACCCGUCCCUGAUAUUUAUUAUAGUAGGAAGGAUUUUGAUGACUUGCUUUGCUGUGAUUUCCUAAGAAGCUGCUCUGAUAUUCAGAAUGUUAUUUUCUGCAACAAAUAAAUGCAAACUGCACAAUU
Messenger RNA from Oryzias latipes (Japanese medaka), 1352 nucleotides. The record is from RefSeq and is a predicted model, not a curated record. Lineage: Eukaryota; Metazoa; Chordata; Actinopteri; Beloniformes; Adrianichthyidae.